AUGCCUCCCAGGAAGAAAGCCAGGUGCACUUCUCCUACACAGUCCUUGAGUCCCCACAAUUUGAGGAUGAGGAAGGUCACUAACACAGCACCCGAAGACACUGACACUUCUCAACGGCGAAGCAAAUGGUCCACACGAGGUGUUGGUGGUCAUGUAGCACAGCUCAAAAAAGCUGGAGAGAUCUUAAUGGCCCCAGCAAGGCAAUGGAAGGGAAGAGGUACUGUCAAAAUAAGUGACUCAGAAGUCAAUCCCAUGGCACCUUCGCAGCAGCUCAAGAAAGGGAAGAAAAAGGCUGACACAAAUUCGCUGCCUCGCCCUGUUGAAGACGAUGGCUCACAAUCAAACACUCAACAUUGUCAGCUGUUCCUACGUGUGGCCGGCCCUGAUGAUAGGUUUGGAUUUAAGUCAUCUUCCACUGACAAACAGGAUCCCCGGGAGGCAACUCAGCCCAUUGGUUGCAGCUCUAAGAAGGCUGUAGGUGAAUCCUUAGAACGUGAGGUGAGGAAGGAUAGAAUGUGGAAUUUGGAUGAACGUGACGAGUCAGAGAAUGACACUGAUGAGCAGGAUCACAAUGAUCAACCCAGCGAAGAUGAAGAUAGUUUGUUGCAGGAUACGCAGGAGGCUCCAGUCGACCACAUGGCCUUAUAUGGUGAUGAAGACGAUGAAGACAGAGAUACUCACAUGGAUCCCGACCAGGGGGAUUUUGACAGUCCACCCAUCUACAUGAAGCUGGCUCGAAGUCUCAUCAGCAUUCACCCAGUCAGGGAUCUCAUCACCUCUCCCUCAAAUGAGCAUGCACUUCUUCCUCUUCCGGGCGCUUGGCCCUUGGACAUGCGCCUCACAGAGCACAAUCUGAAUAAACCACAUUGA
Suillus fuscotomentosus is the source of this 870-nucleotide messenger RNA. RefSeq lists its product as uncharacterized. The transcript has 5 exons. Bases 1 to 870 code for a protein of 289 amino acids. NCBI's taxonomy places the organism in Eukaryota, Fungi, Basidiomycota, Agaricomycetes, Boletales, Suillaceae. The record is from RefSeq and is a predicted model, not a curated record.